This is a messenger RNA of Parascedosporium putredinis, 504 nucleotides long. Lineage: Eukaryota; Fungi; Ascomycota; Sordariomycetes; Microascales; Microascaceae. The record is from the annotation of a GenBank genome assembly.
AUGCAAAUUCGGCCCGCUGCGUUGCAUGCCUACGCCGCGGGCCGACAUCACCUCACCAAUCAGAUUGUUUCGCUCGACUCGACAGGAUGCGAUCUCGAGGCGUGCGCCGUCGGUUCCGAAGUGUACGAUGGAUCAGACUUUGGAGAGGAGUUGCAACGAGCUGUCUGGCUCAAUCCCUUCAAGCUCAUCAGCAGAUCUUCUACACACCAAGCACCUUCCGUCGAGUACCUUUCAAGCCACGCCUCCAAAAUGAAGUUCGCCACCCUCUCCGUCGCUGCCUUUGCCGGCCUCGCCGCCGCUACCCCCGUGGCCACCUCGCCCGUUGACAAGCGUGGUGUUUUGGCUGAACUCUGCAUCGCGGCUUGCCUGGUUUCUAGCUGUGGCAUUGCCCCGCCAAUCUGCGCUGCCUGCCUCGUGACUUGCCUCGGCACUGGCGACGCGGGCGAGGAGGUUGAUAUCGGCACCGCUCUGCAGCACAUUGCCGACGGCGAGGUCACCGUCUAA